Molecule: messenger RNA, 1117 nt
Organism: Benincasa hispida (wax gourd)
Lineage: Eukaryota; Viridiplantae; Streptophyta; Magnoliopsida; Cucurbitales; Cucurbitaceae
Product: peroxidase 4-like
Biological process (GO): response to oxidative stress; hydrogen peroxide catabolic process
Molecular function (GO): peroxidase activity; heme binding
Source: RefSeq, a predicted model, not a curated record
ACCACUUCUUGUAACAAAAUGGCUGUAGCUUUAGCAAUAACCUUAUUGGCAGUGUUCAUAGGGAGCACCUCAGCUCAGCUCUCUUCCAACUUCUACUACCAUAGUUGCCCCAAGCUCUUCAGUACUGUUAGAGCCGGUAUCCAAUCUGCUGUCGCUCAAGAAGCUCGCAUGGGUGCUUCCCUUCUUCGCCUUCACUUUCACGACUGUUUCGUUAACGGUUGUGAUGGGUCGAUUCUUCUUGAAGACACUCCUACGUUUACAGGAGAGCAAACAGCGGCUCCUAACAACAGAUCUGUUAGAGGAUUUAAUGUGAUUGAGAGCAUUAAGAAAAAGGUUGAAAAAGUUUGCCCUAGUAUAGUAUCUUGUGCUGAUAUUUUGACUCUUUCAGCUCGUGACUCUGUUGUAGCGCUUGGAGGGCCAAGUUGGGAGGUGAAAUUGGGAAGAAGAGAUUCUAAAACAGCCAGCUUCUCUGACGUCACCGGUGCUAUUCCUCCACCGACCUCCACCCUCGACACCCUCAUCAAUCGAUUCGACUNAGCCAGCUUCUCUGACGUCACCGGUGCUAUUCCUCCACCGACCUCCACCCUCGACACCCUCAUCAAUCGAUUCGACUCUAAAGGCCUCUCCCCUCGAGACUUGGUUGCCUUAUCUGGGGCCCAUACAAUCGGGCAAGCAAAGUGUUUGUUUUUCAAGAACCGUAUAUAUAACGAGACCAACAUCGACGAGUCGUUUGCUGAGGAGAGACAACAGAACUGCCCAACAAAUGGAGGAGAUGACAACCGUGCCCCAUUGGACUUCAGAACCCCAAAGUUUUUUGACAACUACUACUACAAGAACCUCUUGGAGAAGAAGGCUUUGCUCCGCUCCGAUCAAGUGCUCCACGAUGGUGGAUCCACCGAUUCCUUGGUUGAACUCUACAGUGAUGACAGUGAUGCCUUUGAGUCUGACUUUGUGGCAGCUAUGAUCAAGAUGGGCAACAUUGAGCCGCUCACGGGAUCACAGGGUGAGAUUCGUAAGAUUUGCAGCCGACCCAACUAAUCCAUCCACAUUCAUAAGGGAGCAUAAAUUUGUUUUUUUGUUUCUAUUUUUUUUUUCAUUUGAAAUUCGUUUAAGCAAA